Molecule: messenger RNA, 1980 nt
Organism: Xyrauchen texanus (razorback sucker)
Lineage: Eukaryota; Metazoa; Chordata; Actinopteri; Cypriniformes; Catostomidae
Exons: 4
Coding region: 172-1284 (370 amino acids)
Source: RefSeq, a predicted model, not a curated record
GCAAUUCUCAUAUGCUAUCAUUAUGUAGCCUACAGAGUAACAAUGGUUAAAGACUAGAAACGAAAGUACAUUGCGUGCAGGCCCCUACAAAACUCCCGAAGCGCAAAACUCCGAAAAAACUUUAAAAAAAUGUUUUUAUAAAUUAGACUAUAUUUUAAACCUGUGCAAUGUAUGUUUUACAUUAUUUAUCAGUGCACGAAUAAAAAAGGGUGGGGAUGGCACACUGUGGGCCGAGACGUCAUUAAUUCAAUCUUGAAAAGUUCUUCCUCACGUCAGUCAUUUCUAAACGGUGAGAUGUCUGCGACUAGGAAAAGAAAAAUGCCUCUCGGGUGUUUGAAGAUUCGUGAAUCAAAAAAGGACAACUUUAAAUCCUGUGGGCUCCGGUUAAUUACUCACGUAAUGAAAGAAUAUAAAAGAGAGCAAAACAGACUUAAAGCCCUUGUUAAUGAGAUUCUCCACAGCAUCUUUUUUUUAGGGUUCAUUCAUGAGGAUCACAAUAUUCCUGAAGACGUUUUGCCGAAGACCACUGAGAAUGUGAAACAAGAAUUUCCAGAACCAUUUGAGAAAUACUCUAGUCACCUGCCCAAGCGCACACCUUUCUCAAUACUAUUAGACAUAAUGGAUCUUAAAAACGACACCACAGAAAAAAUCCUGAAGAAACUUUGCAGUCUAAUGGAAGACCUGAAAUUUCCUUAUCCGCUGAACAAGCCAGGAAACAAAACACAACACUUCUACACACUGGAAUCCACUGUCAUUUGUGUGUGCUUUAAUAACCAUAGCCCAUCAAACAUACAUGUUGGUGCUUCUCUGGGUUGCAGGAAGAAAGCCAAAAGUAUCAUGAUAUAUUCCUCAUGUAUUAAUAAUACAUGGCAUCCAUAUGUGUCACAAGCUGUAAUGUCUUUCUCCCAUCAGACAUUGGAGAGUGAUGGUUUAAAAUUUCCUGGGUCAAUGCAUUGCCAGGCAUACCUCAGGGAUUGGGAAGCCAACAAAUAUGAGCCAAUACAGCCAUGCAAGAACUGUCAAUGCCUUUUCAAUCUACCAGGGAAAGGGACAGAACAAAAACAUUAUCCUUAUGGCAAUUGUGCAGAGACAGAGUGCUUGAGCAAACUCCUGAUUAAUGACAAGCGCAUGGAAGUGAAUACAGUGUUUAAUUAUACACCCGACAAUAUGAAGAUGUUACAAAAGCUCACCAAGAAAAAAUUGAGAGAGGAGCUGGAUUCGAUAACUCAUCUUCAAGGCAAUGAGGAUUUACAUCGUCUUCUCGUUUUUAACCCAAACUCAUGAACAUAAAGGUUACAUUUAGAACCAAAAGUGUUUUUACCACCUGAUGCCUUUGCAAAAUCUUAUAAAGUUUCACAAAGAACAUUUUAUAACCUAGCACUUUUGAAAACAAUCUAUAUACUGAUGCUUUCAAUGUCAAAGAAACCAAUGCACUGAUCGGAACCCUUCACAGUGAAAAAGGUUUCGAUAUUUAAGAGUGUAAAACCUGAGGGGCUACCAAAAACAUUAUAGAGUGCAUUAAUCGAUGUGGGCCUAUAAGAUUUCAGCAUUUGAGAAUGUCAUAAGGAUGUAAAUGUUCCUAUUGAAAAUCACAGAAACAUUAUUAUAUACAUAUAUAACAUUUAUAUAACAUAUUAUUGGAUGUCAUCUUUUUAUCACUCUGUGUUUCAUUCUUGUAAAAGCGUAUUAAUAAUUUCCUCCUUUAUGACAUGCAUUGCAAUCUUGACAACAGGGCUGGUUACCAUGACUGAUCCUUUUUUGUUCUAGUUUGCCUUGCAAAUACAUGUUUACACGAGCCACACCUAUGAUUUCCUGGUUAAGCCUGAAAGUCUUCCUUUUCAGUUUGGGUCUAAUACAUGGCUGAAUAAAUACAUUGUCUUUUCACUCACGCAAUGAUAAUUCAACAUGAUCAUUAUGUUUUAAGGGGUUCUGUAAUUGUUGAAAUGAAAAACAUAUACAAUUAAUAAACUAUGAUAAAAU